UUGACCAGUCUCCACCUGCCAUAUUUUCAAGCUGUGUCAUUCUUCUUCCUCAUAUCAUUUACUUCUUUCUUCGUCCCCAAUCUUGCAACCUUGUAACCGCCAUGGAUCCGUACCUGUAUGAGGCGGCAACGCUGGGAGAUGUCAGCUUCCUAAGACGAAUCAGAGACGGUGACGUGUUGUCAAACCAUGAUCUUCUCCUCCAGAAAACGCCUAAAGACAACAACAUUCUCCACAUCGCAGCCGAGUUUAGACAGAUUGAGUUUUUCAGACAAGUCCCACAUCACUACUCCCCUGCUCUGUUUUGGGCCGCUAACAAAAAGGGUGACACUCCUCUUCACGUGGCCGCUAGAGUUGGCUGUGAAGAAAUAGUUGACUUCCUUAUUGAUCAAGCAAGAGCUUUACACAUUGGAGGAGCUGAUGAGGAAAUCGGCCAACGGAAGCCGCUACUGCGGGUUACGAAUAUGGAAAUGGAUACGGCUCUGCAUGUGGCUGUGCGGUACGGUCAUCUUGGGGUGGUUGUUAUGUUGAUGGAAGCUGAUUCUGAACUGAGUUGUUUGACUAAUAGAGCAGAUGAGUCGGUACUGUUCUUGGCUGCUAGGAAGGGGUCUGCAGAGAUUGCUCUGUAUCUUUUAAAUAAGUCUCCCGUGUGUCCUUGCUUUCGAGGGACUAAUGGUGUGACAGCAUUGCACGCUGCUGUAACUCGCAGCAACCUCACCAGCAAAGGCAUUGUGAGGACUAUGGUGUCCAGAAAUCCUGAUAUGAUUAAAACAGUAGAUGCACUUGGCUGGACUCCCUUACACUAUGCAGCAUUUAGAGGGAACCUUGAAGCAACUAGAGUGUUACUGCAAUGCGAUAGUUCUGCGUCUUAUAUCUUAGACAACUCCGGAAUGUCAGCUUUCCAUGUAGCAGCCCACGCAGGACACACCAAAAUAAUGGAGGAGCUGCUUCGAUGGCGGCCUGAUAUUUGUGAUCUGCUGAAUAACAAAGGGCAAACGGCUUUACAUGCUGCAGUAUUAGGUGAACGGGUUAAUGUUGUGGAGUACAUUUUGAAGACGCCUAAGCUUGCAGCUAUUAUAAACGAAGCAGAUAACGAUGGGAACACUCCUUUGCACUUGGCUGCCCUUCAGCAAAAUCAUAAGAUCAUUAAAGUUUUGUCUGGUGAUCGUAGAGUAGACAUGAUUGCUAUUAAUAAGGAAUUCUCGAAGCCCAUUGACAUGUUUCUUGGUGACAAUGUUGGUGAACAGGAAACAAUUCGCAGUGGUAUGGUUUUGCACAACCUGGGGUGCUCUGUUGGUGUGCCAUUUUUCCAACAACAAGUCAGUCGAGACUUUGAUAAAUUGGAUUCCUUGGAUAAGGCAUCAGGGCUAGACAAGACCAGAGAAAACCAACAGAAAGCUCCUCCCGAUGAUCGUAAUGCCUUGAAAAGAAAUGACACCAAACUCCUUGUAGCAACGCUGAUUGCAACCAUCACAUUUGCAGCUUCUUUCACCAAUGUGCCUGGAGGGUUUAAAGACGACGGAAUGCCUGUUUUAUAUGAGAAGGCAACCUUCAAAGUGUUUCAGUUCUUCAAUGCAGUGUCCUUCUACAUCUCAAUUCUUGCAAUCUAUAACGAAUCAACGCCGAUAACUGUGUUGUCUAUCCAUCUACCAACACCAUCGAGUCUCAUUCAGUAUUCGAUUGCAGGAAUGGUGGUAGCAUUUUUUUCAGGCAUGUUAGCAGUGCAGCCGAGACACUACGAUGGAAAUGUGCUCGAAUUUUUAUUUGGUACCAGUUCGGUUGAUAUUCUGCUCGCGGUGAUUUGUGGCAUAUUAUUGAUAUUAGCUAUCAUUCCUGUGCUGAAGUCUCUGAUUCAAAUCAGCAGGGGACAGAGGAUUCACUGGCUCCGAAACCGUGUAAUUUAAAGGCGUGACUACUAAAUUGAACUUAAGCCUACCUGUACUAUAUCAGUUUUGUCUCUGCAAAAAAACCUAGAUCAGUUCU
This is a messenger RNA of Argentina anserina (silverweed cinquefoil), 1980 nucleotides long. Its product is annotated as ankyrin repeat-containing protein At5g02620-like. Bases 102 to 1901 code for a protein of 599 amino acids. Gene Ontology annotation, cellular component: plasma membrane. Gene Ontology annotation, molecular function: protein binding. The transcript is spliced from 3 exons. The record is from RefSeq and is a predicted model, not a curated record. Lineage: Eukaryota; Viridiplantae; Streptophyta; Magnoliopsida; Rosales; Rosaceae.